Molecule: messenger RNA, 1351 nt
Organism: Rhododendron vialii
Lineage: Eukaryota; Viridiplantae; Streptophyta; Magnoliopsida; Ericales; Ericaceae
Product: ethylene-responsive transcription factor ERF086
Exons: 1
Coding region: 113-1114 (333 amino acids)
Biological process (GO): regulation of DNA-templated transcription
Molecular function (GO): DNA binding; DNA-binding transcription factor activity
Source: RefSeq, a predicted model, not a curated record
CUUUCACAGUCACUUCCAUCCAAACUCAAAAAAAAACCUUCACUUCUUUCACCUUCUCCAUUUCCAGUCUUCUCAUCCUCAUUCAACCACAUUUCCUUCUCUACUUCCACCAAUGUCCACCUCCAACCCCUCCGGAAAACCCUCCCAAAACCUCGAACCCGCCUCGGUCCAAACCGGCUUCUCGAUACUCCAGAGGAACACGUCCUCGCCCCCGCCCACAGAGAGGCGGGGGCGGCGGAAGCAGGCAGAGCCGGGGCGGUUCCUUGGCGUCAGGCGGCGGCCAUGGGGACGGUACGCGGCAGAGAUAAGGGACCCCACCACUAAAGAGAGGCACUGGCUGGGCACUUUUGACACUGCCCAUGAGGCUGCCCUAGCUUAUGACAGGGCUGCCCUUUCAAUGAAGGGCACCCAAGCAAGAACCAACUUUAUCUACUCUGAAAACUCUGCUUUCCACUCUCUUCUCUCCCCUUUUGACGUCCAAACCCUAAUCAACCACCCAUCACAACAGCAGUUCCUCCUCACCACCACCACCACAAGUCAAAUUACCAAAAAACCCACCAAUCAAAACAGUCCAUGUCAGCCUGAGAUUUCCCAAACUGGGACCCACAUUGCUCAGUACCACUCUGACAAUGACUCUGUUUCACAAUCUUCAUAUGGGUCAUCACCUAAUGAUUGCAGCAACUUGUUUUUCUCUAGUGAGACCAACUCAGGUUACCUGGGGUGCAUCGUACCAGAUAGCUGCCUUAAUCCCCAAAACACCCCCAAAACCACUUCAAAUGAUGAAAACUUUCCCAGUAGCCAAACACAUUUUGAAAGCAACGCAGUGUUUCCUCAUGCUGGUGAUUUGAGUGAUGUGGGGGGCAUUGACUAUUCUACCCCUGGAGAUAACCAUCUUUCUUAUUGUGAUGGAAUUUAUAACAACUAUGAAUAUUGGGGUGGUGAUCAACAGAUGUGGGAAAUGAAUUCCUGUGAAUUCCCAUUGGUGGUGGAAAAUGGGGCCAUGGAAAAUUCUUAUCAAAUCAGUGGAAAUCCAAGUUAUGGUGCAAUGGCUCCUUCUGCUGCUUCUUCUUCAACAUUUGGUGAUGGAGUUGGUUUUGGAUACUCUCUCUUUUGAUUUCUGGGCUAAAGUUUUCAUCUUUUUGAGGCUAGGAAUAUUGGGUUAUCAACUACUCACGUGCACUGCUUUUUCUUGUGUUCUUGGUUUUCUGGCAAUCUUUUUGUAUACUGAGAGAGAGAGAGAGAGAGAGAGAGAGAGAGAGAGAGAGAGAGAGAGAGAGAGGUGGGGAGAGAGAAUGUUUCAGUUUAUAUGAUAAUGAGAUUUGUUAUGGGAAAGUUCCACUAGUCAACUUCA